Molecule: messenger RNA, 1191 nt
Organism: Penicillium argentinense
Lineage: Eukaryota; Fungi; Ascomycota; Eurotiomycetes; Eurotiales; Aspergillaceae
Product: glutamine amidotransferase subunit DUG3
Exons: 3
Coding region: 1-1191 (396 amino acids)
Source: RefSeq, a predicted model, not a curated record
AUGUGCCGAUUUCUGAUCUACAAGGGGCUUAACGAGAUUCGCCUCAGCAAACUUGUCACGGAACCAAGUCAUUCUAUUCUUACUCAGUCAUAUGACUCUAGGUUACGAUUGGAUAAUCGGCGGCCUGUCAAUGGCGAUGGAUUUGGUGUAGGAUUCUACACUGACCCUAAACUUGGUCCCGAGCCCUGCAUCUUCACAUCAACGCUUCCAGCUUGGAACUGCGAGAACCUAGAACGCCUAGCUUCCAAGACCUGCUCCAACCUGAUCUUCGCACAUGUGCGUGCCACCACUGAGGGUGCUUUGGCCGACAACAACUGCCACCCAUUCCAGCACCAGACUCUCAUGUGGAUGCACAACGGUGGUAUCGGUGGAUUCCAGUACAUCAAGCGACCCUUGGCCGACUCAUUGGCCGACAAGUGGUACUUGGGCGUUAAGGGCGGCACCGACAGCGAGUGGUCUUUUGCGCUGUUCCUUGAUCUUCUUGAGAAAGAAGGCGUGGAUCCAAGCUCGGAUCCAGGACCGGAGGGUUUUGGCCAGGCCGUUUUGCGACGCGUCAUGAUGAAAACAAUUGCAAAGAUCAAUGAGCUUGUGAAAGAGGUUCCUCAGAAGCACAACGUAUCCAAUUUGGAGACCAGGAGUCUUCUCAAUUUUGCUGUGACGGACGGCCAUACUGUGGUUUGCACGCGGUAUAUUAGCAGCAAGACCGACGAGCCUGCUAGUUUAUACUUCUCGUCUGGGACGAAGUGGAAAGAGGGCAAGACGAAGGGUCAUUUUAAAAUGGAGCGCCAUGACAAGGGGGCUGAUAUUGUGUUGGUGGCAAGCGAACCUAUCACUUUCGAACGACGUGAGAUCCCCUUGUCAAUUUCUCGACUCUCAUUGAAACUUGUGAAAUUGAAUACUUACGUUUUUGCAGACAACUGGGUUUCGGUGCCAGCCAAUUCGGUGGUCACCAUUCACAAGCAGACCGUUAUGCUGCACCCCAUUCUAGACGAGUUCUAUAGCGAAGACCUUAAUCACGACAGAUCGUCCUGUUACGCCAGCUCCAAGGGUCUGGUCAGUACUGCACCAGCCACGACGGUCCCACCGCCAGAUACCGAAACCUACGGACCCAGUGCCGUCGGCGGCAGCAACGGGGUUGUACUGGAUGUGCCCCGGUCAGGCCACGUCUCAGCUUGCGCGGUAACACACUGA